CUUGCAUCAUAUUACGCAUUAUCUAGUUGUCUACGAAGUGUUUAAACUGUGUUGUCAUCUUUCUAUAAAGUUUUUUUACAUAAAUAUUUAUUAAUUCAUAUUUUCUAUCGUAUAAAAGGUUAAUUUAUUAUAAUCAAAAAUGACUAACAUUAUUAAAAGUGAGGAUCAAGUUCUCGUACUGUUAGGUGAUGAGGUUACUUUUGAUGGAAUAUCGAAUUUUGAUAGCAAGAUCAAAACCCUUGUCUGCAAGAUCGAUCAAAUUUCAAUCAUCCCUACAAAUGAAGUUAAAAAAGCCAACUACAACAGAUCUUCCAUCGAUGUGAUUAUAUUGGUUCUCAAGAAACCAUUAUUACAUGAUAACGAAAUGUUCGUAGAAUUGUUAAAAUUAUUGAAAGUCAAUGGAAAAUUAAUAAUCUACGAGCCACUUUUGUUAGAAAGUACACCAGAGUCUGAUACAACAUUUAAGAAUAGAUUAUCAAAAUUAAAGCUAUCUGGUUUUAUAGUAAAAGAUACACAACCUAAAAAGUUAGAUGUUGAGAUUGCUGAACUACUGCCUAAUUUAUUCGAAGAUGUUUCUAAUGUUUAUGAGAUAAUUGCACAGAAACCAUCCUUUGAGAUUGGAUCCAGCAUGCCUUUAACUUUCAAAACAAAACAAACAAACGUAUGGAAACUAAACAAUAUCGAAGAUUACUUAGAAGAAGAUAAUUUAACAGAUGAGAAUGACUUAAUAAACGAGGAUGAACUUUUAGAUGAAGAUGACAUCGUCAAACCAGAUAUUACAAGUUUAAAAGUCUGUGGUACGACAGGUAAACGAAAAGCAUGCAAGGAUUGUUCUUGUGGAUUAGCAGAAGAAUUAAAUGGUAAGGCUGAAAAUCAAGGAAUUCAAAAAUCAUCGUGUGGUAAUUGUUAUUUAGGUGAUGCUUUUCGUUGUGCGAGUUGUCCUUACCUUGGUAUGCCAGCAUUUAAACCUGGAGAAAAAGUAGUUUUACAUGAAAAUCAAUUAAUCGUUGAUACAUAAAUAGAAUUAAUUUAAAACCGUACUGUCUAAUGGCAGACAUUACGUUGAUGUCACGUGAAAACUAUUGAGGGAUAAAACAACAGUAAAUCGAUGAAUGAAUGUUGAUCAUCAUAUUUCACAGACGAGACAUAGUAUUAUUAAUAAUCUUCUUUUUUCUUUUUUUUUAAUGAUUAUAAUAAAUGAAUAAUUAAUUUAUCUAUUAAAAUAUUUCAAAUGAUUAGCAUGGUGAUUGUUAUGGUAGUUAUAAUAUAUUUGAAUAUUAGUUUACAUUUAAACUCCCCCUUCCCGUUGUCUUAUAAUUUAAGUUUCAAUGGUAAAAUACAGCAAGCAAUCAACAGGUUGGUUACGUGUAAGUAAAAUUAUUUGAAGAUUUGUUUAAAUCAUUCAAAAAGGUUGGUUACAUGUAAAAUCAUUUGAAGAUUUGUUUAAAGCAUUCAAAAUUGUGCACAGAAUGUGUACACGUCUUAUUACAAGUCUGACUUGAGUGUUGUUUCUAUUGGUACAAGGGUUAAAUAUACGAAUAUUAAUUAAUAUAAAUAUAUAUGGGA
Messenger RNA from Polistes dominula (European paper wasp), 1566 nucleotides. It is a transcript of the gene CIAPIN1, whose product is annotated as cytokine induced apoptosis inhibitor 1. Gene Ontology annotation, cellular component: cytoplasm. Gene Ontology annotation, molecular function: iron-sulfur cluster binding. The record is from RefSeq and is a predicted model, not a curated record. Lineage: Eukaryota; Metazoa; Arthropoda; Insecta; Hymenoptera; Vespidae. Gene Ontology annotation, biological process: iron-sulfur cluster assembly.